AUGGACUCUCCAGCAGCAGCGAAUGUUUUGGGGACCCUUGGUGCUAAAUGGACCGUUGCCCGCGCCCUCGCUGUCGUCGUCCCCGUUGCGGCCCUGAUGGGUGGCAUCCAGGCGGCCCUCAUCGUCGCUCUGCGCAUCGCCCGCCAUGCCGAGGCCGAGUGGCCCCUCACGCUCAUGGCCGUGCUCUCGGCCGUGCUCCUCGCCGCGGGCGUGCUGACGCACUACUGGGACAUCUGGACGCACCGCACCGUGCGCGGCAUAUCGUUCCUCUUUGUCGGCAUUGACGCGCUCGGCGACGUCUUCUCGCUCGCGUCCGUCGUCUUCCAGCCGCGCCUGGAUGUACUCGGCAUGGUCAUCUACGCGACGGAGCUGGUCCUCUGGAUCGGCGUCUUUGCUGCCGGGGGCUGGUAUAACCUGCGGCCGUGGAUGCGGGGCAAGCUGAGCAAGGGCGGAGAAGGGGAGGACGAGUCGCCUGCUGCUGACGGGCCGGGUGUGCAGAUGGACGGUAUCACGGCGCAUGGAAACCACUCGUCGAGUUCGGUCUUUCGGACGGCCUCGAGGGAGGAGGCCAGCGGGGUACAUCACAGGAUGGUCACUUCACUCAGGGGGAGCGUAGAAGGAUGA
This is a messenger RNA of Verticillium alfalfae VaMs.102, 624 nucleotides long. Its product is annotated as PQ loop repeat protein. NCBI's taxonomy places the organism in Eukaryota, Fungi, Ascomycota, Sordariomycetes, Glomerellales, Plectosphaerellaceae. The coding region runs from base 1 to 624 and encodes 207 amino acids. The record is from RefSeq and is a predicted model, not a curated record. The transcript is spliced from 2 exons.